Orbilia oligospora ATCC 24927 is the source of this 408-nucleotide messenger RNA. RefSeq lists its product as uncharacterized. Bases 1 to 408 code for a protein of 135 amino acids. NCBI's taxonomy places the organism in Eukaryota, Fungi, Ascomycota, Orbiliomycetes, Orbiliales, Orbiliaceae. The transcript has a single exon. The record is from RefSeq and is a predicted model, not a curated record.
AUGGGGUUUCCCUCCGGUCGACUCUGUUCUCGAGCCGCAACAGCAUCAUCGCGUUCCUGGUUGAGCCUUUUCUUGACCUGCGCCCCCAACGCUCCAUCCGAGGAAGGGCUUCUGCUCGAGAGUGUGGAUGGUGUCCUUAAUGCUACAUCCGAGGAAGAGCUUCUGCUCGAGAGCGUGGAUGGUGUUCUUAACGCUACAUCCGAGGAAGGGCUUCUACUCGAGAGCGUAGAUGGUGUCCUUAACACUGCAUCCAAAGAAGGGCUUCUGCUCGAGAGUGUGGAUGGUGUCCUUAAAGCUACAUCCGAGGAAGCGCUUCUGCUCGAGAGCGUGGAUGGUGUUGCGCAUGUUACACGCCUUGUAACCAUCACAGUAUACAAUAGCGUAUCGCAAUUGAUGUCCGUAAAAUGA